Salmo salar (Atlantic salmon) is the source of this 1234-nucleotide messenger RNA. Lineage: Eukaryota; Metazoa; Chordata; Actinopteri; Salmoniformes; Salmonidae. The record is from RefSeq and is a predicted model, not a curated record.
GAGGAAGGCUGUGCUUCUCUGGUCUCAGCUCUGAAGUCAAACCCCUCACACCUGAGAGAGCUGGACCUGAGUAACAAUGACCUGAAGGAUUCAGGAGUGAAGCUGCUCUCUGCUGGACUGGAGAAUCCACACUGCAGACUGGAGACUCUGAGGCUGUCAGGCUGUCUAGUCACAGAGGAAGGCUGUGCUUCUCUGGUCUCAGCUCUGAGGUCAAACCCCUCACACCUGAGAGAGCUGGACCUGAGCUACAAUCACCCAGGAGACUCAGGAGUCAGACUGCUCUCUGCUGGACUGGAGGAUCCACACUGCAGACUGGAGAAACUCAAUGUGGAACAUGGUGGAGAGAACAGAUUGAAACCUGGACUUAGAAAAUAUGUCUGUGAUCUCACACUGGACCCAAACACAGUAAACAGACUCCUCUCUCUGUCUGAGGAGAACAGAAAGGUGACAUGUAGGACAAAGGAGCAGCCAUAUCCUGAUCACCCAGAGAGAUUUGAGGACCUUAAACAGGUGCUGUGUAGAGAGGGUCUGACUGGGCGCUGUUACUGGGAGGUAGAGUGGAGUGGGAGAGGGGCUGUUAUAGGAGUGACAUAUAAAGGAAUCAACAUGAGAGGAGGGGUUAAGGACUGUUGGCUUGGAUACAAUGACAAGUCCUGGAGUCUGUUCUGCUCUGACAACAGUUACAGAGCCUGUCACAAUAAUCAUCUCACUACCAUAGACGUCCCCUCCUCCAGCUCCCACAGAGUAGGAGUGUAUCUGGACUGGCCAGCCGGCACUCUGUCCUUCUAUAGAGCCUCCUCUGACACACUGACCCACCUGAUCACAUUCACCUCCACAUUCACUGAACCCCUCUAUCCAGGAUUUUGGGUUUGGGAUGAUGACUCCUCAGUGUCAAUAAUAACAUGACACACACACAAACACUCACACACUGAAACACUCACACACACUGGACACACACACACACACUGGACACACGCAAACACACACUGGACACACGCAAACACACACUGGACACACGCAAACACACACUGGACACACGCAAACACACACUGGGCACACGCAAACACACACUGGACACACGCAAACACACACUGGACACACGCAAACGCACACUGGACACACGCAAACGCACACUGGACACGCGAAUAAACACUGACGCGCAUAAACACUGACACACACAUACGCGCAUAAACACUGACACACACACACAAACACUGACACACACACACAUACU